GGCACAGGGUGGGUGUGCAGGGCCCUUUGUCCGGCCCUGGGAUGCGGCCCCUCUGGGGUCGAGCAGGGGAUGGAUGUGCAGGGCCGAGAUGUACCCAGUCUGUUCCCCUGCAGGUCUGGAGAGCUCCCUGGCCCAUCUGUGCCUGUCUCAGGAUGACCUGCCUGAGCUCAAUAUCCUGCUGGUGGGCUCUGUGGACGGCCGGCACGUCCUCAGGACCAUGAGCCAAGCCCACCGCUGGCCGCAGAGAAGGAUCAAUUUCUACAUCGUGGAGAAUAACCUCGAGGCGCUGGGCCGGCAGCUGCUCUUUCUCAGCCUUGCCCUGGAACCCCCGGAGAAAAUGGGGCUGCAAGAGAAGAGCGAGAUGUUCCUGGAGCUGCUGGGGAACAGCCUGAUCCGCAGCUCGACGGCCGCCUACCUGCAGGAGAAAUCGGACCUGUUCAUCCGCUACGCCACGGACCCGGACUUCCAGCAGCGCCACCUGGGGGCCCUGGACAUGUCGGCUGUGAAGGUGGGUCCCUGCCACUUCCCACCAGCCUUCCUGGGAGCUGCCUUAGUGGUUAGAGCAGACAUGGCUCUCGGCCUGCUGGGAAAUAAAACACCACCCCAGAGUCUUAUGGGAACUGUAGUUCAGGUGCUUCAUACUUGCUGUGGGCCAGCCCCCACCCCAGACUACGUCUCCCAAGAUGCACCACAGUCUCACUGGCCAUCCAUUGUGACAUGGGCUCCUGGGGGGGCAGAGGAAAGCCGACGCCAAGCCGACGUCUGGUCACUGAAGCGAGGUAAAUCCAGACCAGAAAGAGCGUCCGUGUGUGACGGUGGCAAGUCGUUAACCAUCGGCCUGAUUUACGGAGCGCUGUGGGGGCGCAUCUGUCAGCUGCAGAGGAAAGCCGACGCCAAGCCGACGUCUGGUCACUGA
Messenger RNA from Pelodiscus sinensis (Chinese soft-shelled turtle), 916 nucleotides. The record is from RefSeq and is a predicted model, not a curated record. NCBI's taxonomy places the organism in Eukaryota, Metazoa, Chordata, Testudines, Trionychidae.